Rotaria sp. Silwood2 is the source of this 1992-nucleotide messenger RNA. The record is from the annotation of a GenBank genome assembly. NCBI's taxonomy places the organism in Eukaryota, Metazoa, Rotifera, Eurotatoria, Philodinida, Philodinidae.
AUGAGCCGCCAACGAAGACAACGCUUGGCGGAAAAUUAUUUGGUCAUCUGGGUCGACGGCAACAUCGACAUGAAAAAUCAAGAUUGUCAACACACGCUCACACAAUUGCGUGAUGUUGUCAAUCAAGUCAACACAUGUACCACGGCGGAGGAAUGUGUCCGAAGCCUUGAAGAAAAUCAAGAGGAGACAUCAUUCGUGAUCUCCUCCGGUGCACUGGGACAACACCUUGUUCCAGAUAUUCAUGGCAUGCCAAAAUUGGAUGCCAUAUACAUCUUCUGUGGCAAUAAACAACGCCAUGAAGUAUGGGCUAAAAACUGGCCCAAAAUUAAAGGUGUACAUACAACAAUUAAAUCAAUAUGCAAAAAAUUGGAAAUCGCUGUCAAGCAAUGUAAUCAAGACAGUGUCAAGGUGAGUAUCAUCAGUGUUAAUGAAGCAGGUUCUAGUGAUAAUCUCAAUCAACUAGAACCUAGUUUCAUGUACACACAAAUAUUCAAGGAAAUACUCCUUGACAUGGAACAUGGCCAAGACGCCGUACAAGAGUUGGUGACAUAUUGUCAAGAACAAUAUCCAGGCAACAAGAAAGAACUUAAAAUUAUUGAAGAAUUUCGACGUAAUUAUAAUCCAACAGCAGCUAUAUGGUGGUAUACUCGCCAAUGUUUCACGUACAACAUGCUUAAUAAAGCAUUACGUACACUUGACGGUGAUAUCAUCAUCCGCAUGGGUUUCUUCCUGUGCGAUGUACACCGCCAAAUCGAACAGUUACACGAGAAACAGGUCAGUGGAUACCACGGGAAGAUUUUUACAGUCUUUCGGGGUCAAGGACUACCGAAAAGAGACUUAAAGAAGCUCGCCAAAAGCAAAGGCGGGCUUGUUUCUUUUAACAACUUUUUAUCCACAAGUAAAGUUCGAAAUGUGUCACUCGGCUUCGCCAAAGAUGCCUUAGAAACAGCGGAUCUAGCCGGUGUUCUAUUUCAAAUGACAAUCGAUCCUACAGUGUCAUCAACUCCAUUCGCCUCCAUCCGGGAGGUUAGUUACUUCCAGGCAGAAGAGGAAAUUCUCUUCUCCAUGCACACUGUUUUUCGAAUUGGCGAUGUUCGACAAAUUGACAAGGAAAAUCCACUUUAUGAAGUGGACCUGAAACUUACGUCCGAUGACGACGAACAACUUCGUGAAUUAACUGCUCGCAUACGAGAAGAAGUGUCAGGUAGCACAGGAUGGUAUCGAAUGGGUAAAUUGCUGCUCCAAAUUGGUCAAUUCAACAAGGCUGAAGAACUGUAUAUGGCACUACUCCAACAAGCAUCUGACGAUAGUGACAGAGCAUAUAUCUAUCACCAGCUUGGAUGGUUGAAAAGUGACCAAGGACAAUAUAAAGAAGCGGCUUCGUUUUACGAAAAGUCCCUCGAGAUCAAACGAAAAACUCUUCCAGAAGAUCAUCCUUCAUUGGCUCCUACGUACAGUAACAUCGGUCAAGUGUAUAACCACAUGGGUGACUACUCGAAAGCACUUGAAUUUUACGAAAAAUCACAUAAAAUCAAAGAAAUAGCUCUUCCUCCAAAUCAUCCCUCAUUGGCUACUUCAUACAACAACAUCGGUCAAGUGUAUGACAACAUGGGUGACUACUCGAAAGCACUUGAAUUUUACGAAAAGACACUGGAAAUCGACAAGAAAACUCUGCCUCAGAAUCAUCCCUCAUUGGCUACUUCAUACAACAACAUCGGUCUAGUGUAUAAAAACAUGGGUGACUACUCGAAAGCACUUGAAUUUCACGAAAAAUCACAUCAAAUCUACGAAAUUGCUCUGCCUGCGAAUCAUCCCUUACUGGCUACUUCAUACAACAACAUAGCUUGGGUAUAUAGAAAUAUGGGUGACUACAAGAAAGCACUUGAACUCUACAAGAAAGCACUUGUUAUCAAGCAAAUAUCACUUCCACCGGGACAUCCUAGUAUAAAAAGCGUGAAAAAUAGCAUUGAAUAUGUAGAGAAAAAGCUCUAA